UCACUCGUGAGAAGCAUUGACUCAUUCGCCAUUUUUAUUUUUUUCCAUUUGUCGUUUUGGGUGUUGCUGCAGACGAAAACUUAAAAAAUCGCUAAAAAUGGAAAUGUCUUUAAAUCCUGUGCGCGUGCUUAAGAGCGAGGCGCAAGAAGAGAAGGCUGAAAUGGCUCGCCUGUCAUCUUUUAUAGGAGCUAUUGCUAUCGGUGAUCUUGUAAAAAGCACUUUGGGACCGAAAGGUAUGGACAAGAUUUUGGUAGCGCAUGGGCGCAAUGCUGGCCAAGUUGAAGUUACAAAUGAUGGUGCCACGAUAUUACGCGCUGUGGGUGUAGAUAAUCCAGCUGCUAAAAUAUUGGUAGACAUGUCGCGUGUACAAGACCAAGAAGUUGGAGAUGGUACUACUUCAGUUACCGUGCUUGCUGCUGAGCUUUUACGGGAAGCCGAAAAAUUAGUGGAACAAAAAUUGCACCCACAAAUUAUCAUUGCCGGUUGGCGUUUGGCUACCCAGGUGGCACGUGAAGCUCUUACACAAGCUUCACAAGACAAUUCAGCCAAUGAUGACAAGUUUAAAGAAGAUCUACUGAAUAUUGCGCGGACAACAUUAUCGUCAAAAAUUUUACAUCAACAUAAAGAGUUUUUUUCAAAACUAGCUGUGGACGCGGUUCUGCGACUUAAAGGCUCUGGAGAAUUGCAUGCAAUUCAAAUAAUAAAGAAGACCGGCGGCACAUUGGAUGACUCAUUUUUAGAUGAUGGCUUUCUAUUAGACAAAAAACCAGGAGUACAUCAACCACAACGAAUUGAAAAGGCGAAAAUUCUAAUUGCGAAUACACCUAUGGACACUGAUAAGAUCAAAGUAUUCGGAAGUACUAUCAAGGUAGACUCUUUGGCGAAAAUUGCCGAUUUAGAAUUGGCCGAAAAGGAAAAGAUGAAGGAUAAGGUGCAGAAAAUCUUGAACCACAAUUGUAACGUGUUCAUUAAUCGUCAACUUAUUUACAAUUACCCUGAGCAAUUGUUUGCGGAUGCUGGCGUUAUGGCUAUAGAGCAUGCUGAUUUCGAUGGAAUCGAACGUUUAGCUCUUGUUACUGGUGGUGAAAUUGUUUCCACUUUUGACAAUCCUUCACUGGUCAAAUUAGGUGAAUGCGACGUGAUCGAGCAGGUAAUGAUUGGCGAGGACACACUUUUGCGUUUUAGCGGAGUGAAAUUGGGUGAAGCAUGUACAGUUGUGAUACGAGGUGCAACGCAACAAAUCAUCGAUGAAGCUGAUCGGUCAUUGCAUGAUGCCUUAUGUGUUCUAGCUGCUACUGUAAAGGAAUCGCGCAUUGUAUAUGGUGGCGGUUGUUCAGAAGCUCUAAUGGCUAAUGCUGUUUUCAAAAAGGCUGGAGAAACCCCAGGAAAAGAAGCAAUUGCAAUGGAAGCAUUUGCCAGAGCUUUGUUGGCAUUGCCAACAGCUAUUGCCGACAAUGCCGGUUAUGAUUCAGCACAACUGGUAUCAGAAUUACGUGCUGCCCACGCGCAAGGUAAAUCUGCCAUUGGCUUGGAUAUGGAAAAGGGGAAAGUAGGUGAUAUGAAAGAACUGGGAAUUACCGAGUCUUUCGCUGUUAAACGUCAGGUAUUAAUGUCCGCAUCAGAGGCAGCUGAAAUGAUAUUACGCGUGGACGAUAUCAUAAGAUGUGCCCCAAGACGGCGUGUUCCUGACCGCGGUUACUGUUAGAUUAAGUUUUUUAUUAUUAUAUUAAAAUACUUGCUUUAGCAAAGUAAAACUAUGUACUCCAUUUCUGUUCAAAUUACUUCAUUCUACAAACAAAGCGUAAAAAAAGUUAUUAAUAUCUGUCUCUAACGCUGUCCGCUCUAAUCCAUUCUCAAGAAAUUCGAAACAUUGUACAGUUGACAGCUCUCGUUUUUGCACUUGUAUCUCACUAUAUUAAAAAUACUGAUUUUUAAAAUAAAUCUGUUGAUAUUGGAAAUUAAUACAAA
This is a messenger RNA of Bactrocera latifrons, 1968 nucleotides long. RefSeq names its product T-complex protein 1 subunit beta (gene CCT2). Gene Ontology annotation, biological process: protein folding. Gene Ontology annotation, molecular function: ATP hydrolysis activity; ATP binding; ATP-dependent protein folding chaperone. NCBI's taxonomy places the organism in Eukaryota, Metazoa, Arthropoda, Insecta, Diptera, Tephritidae. Bases 98 to 1705 code for a protein of 535 amino acids. The record is from RefSeq and is a predicted model, not a curated record. Gene Ontology annotation, cellular component: chaperonin-containing T-complex; cytosol. The transcript is spliced from 4 exons.